GCUUGAAGGUUUGUUGUGCAUCGGACAGAACCUUGCUGAUAAGACGGCCUCAGGAACAAUGACAGAGCUUCUCGCUCACUUUCUGCUGUUCUGGUCGUGCCAAGGUGUCGUUCUUUCUUCAUCGUCUUCUUCUCACCUUGCUUUUCCAGGAAGCGGGAUAAGCGGCGAAUGAAAUGGGCGAAUGGGAUCUCCUGGGCCGCCUGCUGGACAAAGUGCAGAGCCAUUCUACGGUGAUCGGAAAAGUCUGGCUGACGGUUCUGUUCGUCUUCCGCAUUCUGGUCCUGAGCACCGGCGCCGAGAAGGUGUGGGGCGAUGAGCAGGCCGACUUUGUUUGCAACACCAAGCAGCCCGGCUGUGAGAACGUCUGCUACGACUUCGCCUUUCCCAUUUCCCACGUGCGCUUUUGGGCCCUGCAGAUUAUUGCGGUGGCCACGCCCACGCUGCUGUACCUCGGCUACGUCCUCCACGUCAUCCACAUCGAGAAGAAGGUGAAGGAGAGGAUGAAGAAGCAGGCGGAGCUGGAUGAUCAAGCCAUGUUGUUCCUGAGACGCAGCUACAAAAUUCCCAAGUACACAAAGAGCAGCGGCAAGGUGAACAUCCGCGGCCGCCUCCUUCGCAGCUACAUCCUCCACCUGGUGGCCAAGAUAGGCCUGGAGGUCUUGUUCAUCGUGGGCCAGUACUUCUUGUAUGGCUUCACCCUGGACCCCCGCUACGUGUGCUCCCGCUCGCCAUGCCCCCACCAGGUGGACUGCUUCCUGUCCCGACCCACCGAGAAGUCUGUCAUCAUCUGGUUCAUGCUGGCGGCAGCGCUGCUGUCGCUGGCGCUCAGCGUUUUGGAGCUGCUCUACCUGUGCGGCAAGGCUGCCAAGGAGUGCAUGACCAGGAGGCGGGACUACACCGUCACGCCCGUCACGCCCCCUGCCUCGCACAGAAAAGCCUACACGCUCAAAGACGACGUCCAGAAUCGUGUCAACCUGGAGCUGGAGGGGUGCAAGUUUGGCGGAGUCAACGAGCUGGCUGGAAAAAUGUUGCCUGGCAACACGGAGGAGGUGCAUAUCUGAAAUCGUGUGUGUGUUUUUAGUGCUCCAUACUGUAUGACUUGUUCAUUUUUUAGCUGAAUGGAAUCAUUGUAAGCACCUUGCAAUCUUAUAUCAAUAAAGUGUCAUUCA
Molecule: messenger RNA, 1169 nt
Organism: Dunckerocampus dactyliophorus (ringed pipefish)
Lineage: Eukaryota; Metazoa; Chordata; Actinopteri; Syngnathiformes; Syngnathidae
Gene: gja11
Product: gap junction protein, alpha 11
Exons: 4
Coding region: 174-1061 (295 amino acids)
Biological process (GO): cell communication
Cellular component (GO): connexin complex
Source: RefSeq, a predicted model, not a curated record